Mytilus californianus (California mussel) is the source of this 3377-nucleotide messenger RNA. RefSeq names its product RAB6A-GEF complex partner protein 2-like. Gene Ontology annotation, biological process: retrograde transport, endosome to Golgi. NCBI's taxonomy places the organism in Eukaryota, Metazoa, Mollusca, Bivalvia, Mytilida, Mytilidae. The record is from RefSeq and is a predicted model, not a curated record. Gene Ontology annotation, cellular component: Ric1-Rgp1 guanyl-nucleotide exchange factor complex; Golgi membrane. The transcript has 9 exons. The coding region runs from base 124 to 1278 and encodes 384 amino acids.
AUUUAUUAGAAUUGCUUGUCAAAAAUUGACAGAUGACAACAGUAGUUUGGCUAAUGUCGAAUAACAUGUAUAUGAAAUAAUGUAUGGAUUGAUAUAGAUGAAACGUGAAGUAAAUUAGUUGACAUGAUAGAAGUAACAGCUUGUUUGCCAAGAGGAUCUGUAUACCUAGCGGGGGAAACUGUCAAAAGUCAGAUAACUUUCAGUAACAACUCACAAAAUCCAAGUGAUACUGAUAGUCUAGCCUGGUCUAGCGUACAGAUAAUAUGUCAGUGUUCUGUCAGCGAAUCAAGGGUACAUCUUCCUAAGUCACAACAACUGUCAACAGAAGAAGUGUCUACUACGGGAUGUGAUACAUCAUUUGUACCUAAUAAAGGUGAACGUGGACUUACAGUUUUAUCAACAAAGCCUAGGAUAUUGUUCUGUGAUCUAAAGCUUGCUGCUGGAGAAUCAAAGUCAUUUGUAUAUGAAGAUGUGAUACCUGUAGACUCUCCACCUUCCUAUAAAGGCCAGGCUGUGAAGUAUUCUUACAAAGUAACAAUUGGUGCACAGAAAUUUAACCAGCCAACAAAACUUAUCAGAAUGCCAUUUAGAGUUAUGGUAUUACACGGUUUAAAUGAUAUAAGUGUGUACACAGAGGGAGAAGAAGUAUCACCUUCAAAUCCAUUCCUUAAACCUCAACAGUCCGAGAACUCUCUAUUAGAUAUUGCCAUGCAGGUUUUGUCAACAGUCACAGCAAGAAAGGCCCCACAUUCAUACAAUAUUACAAAUGCCAAAGGAAAAGUAGCCAAGUUUAUUCUAUUUAAACAGGCCUAUAAAUUAGGUGAAGAUAUUGUAGGUGUGUUCAACUUCACGGAUGGAACAGUACCAUGUGUCCAGUUUUCUGUAACAUUACAAAGUGAGGAGCAAAUCUCGGAAGAAUGUAGAAAGAAACCUGGUCAAGGAACAUCUGUGACAUCUUAUGUCAAACAUCAGGAAAUGUGCCUUCAUACAGCUAAAACUCAUGUUAAUAUACCAAUACCACUCACAGCUACACCGUGCUUCAUUACAGAUAUAGUUUGUUUGAGAUGGAGACUACAUUUUGAGUUUGUGACUUCAAGUGACCCAAUUCCUGAAUCAGAAAGACCUACAAAUAUGGAUGAUUCAGCAAGCUGGAGAGGACCUGCUACUAUUAAUGUAGAAACAAUGGUGUGGGACUUGCCAAUUAAAAUUUAUCCCACAAGUCCAAUACAUGCAUCAUGUGUAACAAUGUUAAAAUCUGGUUCAUGUGUACAAAUAUAAUUUAUAUAUGUAUAAAUUAUGUUACAUUUUCAAAAGAUUCAUUUAGUAGAAAAUAUUUCAAUACAAGCAUUUUGCCAUAAUGUAUUCAGUGAAAAAAGAAAUAUGAUUAUAUGUACAGUAUGAUAUAAAAAGAACAAUAUUUGUCUUUGCAAGAAAUUAUAAUAUAUAUGUACAGUCAAAUACAUAUCAGUACAUCUUUCAUUUGUAUUGUUACAUCUAGGGAAAGGGGACAUGAGUUGGAUGGACAUAUGUAUAAACAUGAUGAACUUUACUGUCAUGCAAUACGAAAUUUUAGAUGUAUGUGGAUGUUAUGUGUUUGAACACUUAAUACACAUGUGCUUUUUAAGACAGAAGUUGUAUUUAACUAUUAAAGGUUGUUUGCUACACAUUUUCAACUCAAAAUGGUUUUUUUACUAGGCAAUACAUUAAUAUUUAAAAACAGCAGCCCCUAUAUUUCCCCAAUAUUCAUUUUAAAACAGACAUCUCAAAUGCAUUGACAAGAUAUUCUCAAAGGAGUACCUAUUCUUGGCCUUCAUUCCUAUCUACAUUAAAUUUUUCACUUCCAAACAUUUUAUGGAGAAUGGGAUCAAUAUACCGUUUUUUAUACACCAGACCGUACUGGUUACCGGAACUUUAGAUACACCAAACCAGGUACUUUAUAUCUGAGAAACAGGCAAUAUAUGCCCUCAAUUUUAGAAUCAUACAUUUUUGUAUUAUUCAAAAUUAUCAGUCAAUAUAUAUGUGUUCUACAAGGAUCACCAGUCCUUCACCUUUCAUUUGAUUCCUUAACUAAAAUAUAUUUUACAUAGUUUUAUAUUUACACCUAUACGUAGGAACUAUUUUGUUUUAAAUAUGUACUACUUUCCAUACAUCUUACAAAGUCUAUCUGAUCAUUUUGCAACAAAUAGUGCUUAAACUGGUGCUAGGAGCCAUCUUAAACUUGCAGUGAGGUGAGUUUUCCUUUUGCUCCAUGUUUGAGGCCUCACUGUGACUUUGAGAGGAAAACAGCAAUAAAAGUGCUGUUCCUUUGCUUUUUAUGUGUUUUUUGCUGUGCAUAUACUGAUUUUUUGUGUCAUGGAUUGAUACCCUAUGUCCUUUGUUUUUCUAUUAGAGCCAGUAACCCCAAUAUACAGCCAUGUGUAUGUGUAUGUAUUGCUUAAUGUAUUAUUUUUUAAACGACUUCACAUUUAUAAAUAUAUUAGCCUUAAAUAGAAAAAGAUUUCAUUUUAUGCCAUUCUUUGUCACUUUUAUUUUUUACCUUUGUCAUGAUUUGAUAUGUGAAGCCACCCUUUGCCCAUUAAAGUGUUGGUUGAAAAGUAAAGAAUAAGGUAUACAAAGAAUAUUUCACCAAAAACAUUUGUGGGGGAGGUGAUCAACAUUAAUUUUUUUAAUUUUAUAUCUUGUAAAUUGUAAGCAAAGGGUAAACUAUAUUUGGUGUAAGGUGUACAUUUCCAUCUGGCAGGGUUCAUCUUGCCUUGACCUCAUUUUCAUGGUUGAAUCCAUAUUUCAGUUAUUAUUAGAGGUAUGUGAACUAUGUUUGGUGUAUUGAAUGAUUAAAAGGUUUACAUGUCAGUUUCAUCUGACCUUGACCUCAUUUUCAUGGUUCAGUUUUCAUGGUUAGGUUUGUUUCUCAAGAUACUAUAUUUGGUGUAUGGAAUGAUUGUAAAGUGUACAAGUCUGUCUGGCAAGGUGCAUCUGACCUUGACCUUAUUUACAGAGUUCAUGGAUAAUGUUAAGUUUGUGUGAUACUUGCAGUGAAAAUCUUUUGUCUUAAAAACUCUCAACAUAAAUUCAAUCAUGAUCAGUAAAGCAAGCGAGACAUUUCAGCAUGUGUACUCUUCCUUUGUUUAGUGUAACAUUUAUUUCUUACCAUAAAUUUUAUAUAAAGAUUAGUCCAGAGGUAAUCUCUUCCUGCUUUACAAAUGCCUUUAUUUUGCAUACAUGGAGCCAUCUUCAAUUCAUAUGUAAUAUUGAUGUAUUAUACAUAGUCUAUUGAUACAAAUUUCCUUUGUUAAAUUAUUGUUAUUUUUAAUUUAAGAAGAGAAAUUCAUUAAAUGUUCUAUUGAUAUUAAUUCUUUAAAUAAAAUAUUUACAAUAUG